CGAAUUCCGUCUGCCGUCUGGUCCAGCCGCGAGAUAAAGAAUCCUAUCUUUUCGCAUUUAAAUAUUUCCGAUAAGGAUUUUCAAAUAUUUUGUGUUAACAAGUGUUAACGGUAAUUUAACAAAACAGAUCAUGUCUGAGGAGAAAAGGAUUGAUAUCACUCAGCCUUUAUGGGACCAGAGCACAUUUGCGGGCAGAUUCAGGCAUUUUGCUUUCAUCUCCAACCCUUUGCUGUCAUUGGUGCCAGAGAAAGAACUUUAUGAGGCAAAGGAUUUGUAUUUGAAAUAUAAAGAAGGCAAAGAACCAGCAGGGACCCCUCUAUCUCAAGUGGUACGAGCCAAACAGCUGUACGAGUCAGCCUUCCACCCGGAUAGCGGGGAGCUGCAGAAUGUGUUUGGCAGAAUGUCCUUCCAGAUGCCUGGAGGCUGUCUCAUCACUGGCGCCAUGUUACAGUGGUAUAGAACAACAACAGCGGUAGUGUUCUGGCAGUGGGUCAACCAGUCGUUCAACGCAUUGGUGAACUACACCAACCGCAACGCCGCGUCUCCCCUAAGCACCACGCAGAUGGGCGUGGCCUACGUGUCAGCCACCACGGCAGCCAUGGCCACCGCCUUCACAUUCAAGUUCGGGAUACAGAAACGUGCCACCAGCCCUAUUUUGGCGAGAUUCGUACCGUUUGCUGCGGUUGCAGCCGCGAACUGGGUCAACAUUCCACUAAUGAGGCAAAACGAAAUACUAUUAGGUUUAGAUGUAACUGACGAAAAUGGUAAAAUAAUAGGAAAAUCACAACUCGCUCCCGUCAAAGGAAUAUCACAAGUGGUCACUUCUAGGAUAGUGAUGUGCGCGCCAGGUAUGUUACUACUACCGUUUAUAAUGGAGAGGUUGGAACCCAAGGCUUGGAUGCAGAAAAUCAAGUGGGCGCACAUAGGCAUACAGACAGGCUUCGUCGGUAUUUGUCUCACAUUCAUGGUGCCAACAGCUUGUGCAUUAUUCCCACAAAAAUGUAAACUGUCAAUCGAAACGAUAAAACGUUUCGAGAAGGACCGGUACGAGGAAAUAUUGAAGAAUACGGACGGCAAGCCGCCUGAAUACGUCUACUUCAACAAGGGAUUGUAAAUACUGUGUAAAUUAGUGUAGUUUUAAGUAAACAAUCAAUUGUAGUUCGAUAGUCAAGUCCAUUAAUAGUAUAAGAGAAUAUCGCAACCCUAGAUCGAAACUGUUUUAACUCAAAACACACUUUUCAGAAACUUAAAAAAAUCUGAAUUUUUAUAAUUUACAUAAUAUCAUACAAAAUCAAUGAGAAGGAAUUAUUUUGCUUUAAAUGUUACAUAAAGCAUAGUUGCUAUAGUUUUCCCGUUAUAUUUUCCUGUAGAUAAACGAGUCUAUGGUCAGAAACAGAGGGUUUAUCUAGAAGGCCAGUUUUUGAGUUGAAACAGUUCUGAUCUGAACGCUGUGUUACGAAAGUUAGUAUUGACUGUAUCUAAUUAAAGUAUUUAUUAUUGAAUCUAUUAUUAUAAAAUGAAAAUCGAAACCAAUUAAGUAUCAUUAUGCAAUAUUAAUUAAUUGAACAGUAUUUUGUGAAUCAUAAUUAAUUAUAAUUGACUGUGACUCUAAAAUCAGGUUAUGUUACCGUGCAUUUACAUAUUCGUCCUCACGUUCGAAUCGCCACUCGCCUUUAAGCGAGUUGCUUUGGUCGGUUUGGAUAACCGACCAAAACGACUACAAAGCGGGAAUGUCAGCCGCGCAGCCUCCUACGAUAGUUUAAUGACGCCAUGCACAUCUACGCGACUACAACAGUCGCGUACGCGAAUCUGUAGUCGCGACUGUUGUAGUCGCGUAGGCGUACACGUAUAGAUUCGCGUCGUGUCGUGACACUCGCAUCGCGUCCCGCAUCACAAGUUUAUGAUACGCAGGUGUGGCCAUAGCUUUAAUGCCAUUAACUAGCAAUGGUUGCUCACGCAUAUUGCUACUUCGCGAUUGCGAGACGAGACGAAUAUGUAAAUGCACUGUUAUAUUUUCUAUAUAUCUUUGCGCAUUUACAAUAGGUAAUUAUUUACUACCGUCAUUCUCAAACAUUCUUUAUUUUGAAGCUG
Molecule: messenger RNA, 2091 nt
Organism: Maniola jurtina (meadow brown)
Lineage: Eukaryota; Metazoa; Arthropoda; Insecta; Lepidoptera; Nymphalidae
Gene: Sfxn2
Product: sideroflexin-2
Exons: 9
Coding region: 131-1114 (327 amino acids)
Biological process (GO): serine import into mitochondrion; monoatomic ion transport
Cellular component (GO): mitochondrial inner membrane
Molecular function (GO): monoatomic ion transmembrane transporter activity
Source: RefSeq, a predicted model, not a curated record